This is a messenger RNA of Exophiala mesophila, 1020 nucleotides long. RefSeq lists its product as uncharacterized. The record is from RefSeq and is a predicted model, not a curated record. NCBI's taxonomy places the organism in Eukaryota, Fungi, Ascomycota, Eurotiomycetes, Chaetothyriales, Herpotrichiellaceae. Gene Ontology annotation, molecular function: metal ion binding. The transcript is spliced from 2 exons. Bases 1 to 1020 code for a protein of 339 amino acids.
AUGUACAAUUUUGACUCCGAUUCCAAAAAGCUCCAAACAUGUCGCUAUUGGGCUCUGGGUCAAUCAUGUCCCAACUUCGACCACAAUGGUGUUUUGAAUUGUGAGUAUGCACACUUCGACGCUGGCAGCUUAGCCAGCCCACUGGAGCAGAGAGGCACUUGUCUGCAGUGGUCCCGCCAUGGCACUUGUCCCCGCGGAACUGCCUGUUGGUAUGAGCAUCGACACACAGGAGUCACAGGACUGUGGCAAGACGAGAUCGACUUGGUGGGCUUGGACCUUGAAAUCGCUGACGCAGCCUUUGAAGCUGGCUUCAACACCCGGCACCAUGAGGCCCUCUUUAAUCUCAUAUGGGCUGUCAAGCGAAAAGCCAUUCGGAUUUUGAAACCUGGCAAUCAAUCGUUCAAGCCGCGUCAUCCUAUCUACCCUGAUCGAUAUCGUCCCAGUGGUAUAGGCGAUAACACAGCCAAGAAGAGACGGUCAAGGAAGAGACGCUGGAUAUCAAAUUUCAAAUCAGAUCCUCACCGACAGCAAGCACAUUCGAGAACAGCUGAUACUGAUCCUGUUGUGAAUGACUCUUCCAAAUGGAAGAUUGUCACUGCAUUGGAUGCAGAGAGCGUCAAAGAAGAUGAGCCCAGCAAACGUCAGAAGACCAGAAGAGCACCCAGCACAGAGCCAGACCUGCUGAUUUUCAGCCCCUCACCCUCACCACCUGUCGAGGACAUAGCCGAGGCUGGUUUGUGUGUCAAGACAGUCUUACUUGUCAAAGCGAAACUUGAUGAGGCCCAGAAGGAGGUCCAUUCCUGUCAACUCACUAUGAAGAAAUGGUACGACCAAUAUGGGGCUCGUUUUUGUGACAACAAUGAGAUCAUGGUCUCAUUACGUAAUCUGAGCACUCGUAUGGAGGAUACGAGGCAAAAUGCGAGAGCUGGCGCGAAGGAGAUGGAUUCCGCAAUCAAAUGGCUCCAGAGGAACUGCGGGGUCAGCAAUGUUGGCAUUAAUGAUGGAGACUUGCUCCUGUAA